CGAUUACCACCUCAACAUUUGGCAAGGGUCUUGACUUUUUUUUUUCUUUCUCUCCGUCGACGAGCCUCUCAAUCCGACCCUGCUCUUCCCCGCCGACUCCAUCGACGUCGAUAUCGCUAGCUAAAUAAGUCGGCCUACCCUCUCGCGAGUUCCCUGAUCCGAUCCCUCCUUGUGAGCUUAGCUGUCGAUUCUCCGUUCCGCGCAAAAUGAACGGCGCGCAAUACGCGAGCGACACGUCGGCGCAACAGUUGCCCCAAGGCGCAUCGGCAGCGGCUGCGCCUUCGAACGGCAACUCGCCCCUAUUGAAUAAGAAGAGAAAGAAGGAUGGCCUGAAGCCUAUCAUCACUACCGAGAGUCCUGGGGCCGCCCACCUAGCAUCAGCCAUGACACAUUCGCCGACAUCGUCGUCCUCGCCGGAGGACGCCGCCGAGAACACCGCCGACGAGGAAGAUUCGGAGGAUUACUGCAAGGGAGGAUACCAUCCGGUUACGAUCGGGGAGCAGUUCAAGGACGGGAGGUACACCGUAGUGCGAAAGCUGGGCUGGGGUCAUUUCUCGACAGUCUGGCUCUCAAGAGACAAUCACACAGGGAAGCACGUCGCGCUCAAGGUCGUACGGUCCGCCGCCCACUACACGGAAACCGCCAUCGACGAAAUCAAGCUCCUCAAGAAGAUCGUCCAAGCGAAUCCCAACCAUCCCGGCCGUAAGCACGUCGUCAGCCUGCUGGAUUCAUUCGAGCAUAAGGGACCGAACGGCACCCAUGUGUGCAUGGUCUUUGAGGUCCUGGGGGAGAACUUACUGGGCUUGAUCAAGAAGUGGAACCACAGGGGCAUCCCGAUGCCUCUUGUCAAGCAAAUCACAAAACAGGUGCUGCUGGGGCUGGACUAUCUCCACCGGGAAUGCGGCAUCAUCCACACCGAUCUUAAGCCGGAGAACGUGCUCAUCGAGAUUGGCGACGUCGAACAAAUCGUCAAACGGGUGGUUAAGAACGAACCCAGCGACAAGGAGAACAAUCGGAACGGUCGCCGGAGGCGGAGGACUCUCAUCACGGGCAGCCAACCGCUGCCGUCGCCCCUAAACGCGAGCUUCAACUCCAACUCGCUCUUCCCAUCUCCCGGCUCCCAGAGCAUCGGCCAGGUACUACAAGAGGGAAACAAGCAAAAAGAGUCUUCGCCGACGCCCGGCACGGACAGCACAGAGGAGAACCAGAAGCAACGAGAGAAGACGGCCGACAUUUUGACGAGGGAAGUUUCGGGCAUCUCGCUGGAUAAGGCCGCGACCCCACCUUCCACCACGGGCGAGAAGCGCAAAGCCGACGACAUGCAGGCUUGCGACAUUAUCAGCGUCAAGAUUGCCGACCUCGGAAACGCCUGCUGGGUGAACCACCACUUUACCAACGACAUUCAAACACGCCAGUACCGUUCGCCGGAAGUCAUCCUCGGUGCGAAGUGGGGGGCCAGCACAGAUGUAUGGAGCAUGGCGGCUAUGGUCUUUGAGCUCAUCACCGGCGAUUACCUCUUCGACCCGCAGUCAGGCACGAAGUACGGCAAGGAUGACGACCACAUCGCUCAAAUCAUCGAGCUCCUGGGGCCCUUCCCCAAGUCUCUGUGCCUCUCAGGCAAGUGGUCGCAGGAGAUUUUCAACCGCAAGGGCGAACUGCGCAACAUUCACCGUCUGCGCCACUGGGCUCUGCCAGACGUGCUCCGGGAAAAGUACCAUUUCAAGGAGGAGGAAAGCCGCCGCAUCGCCGACUUCCUCCACCCCAUGCUCGAGCUCAUCCCCGAAAGGCGUGCCAAUGCCGGCGGCAUGGCCGCCCACCCCUGGCUCGAAGAGACGCCUGGUAUGAAGGGCAUCAAGAUCGACAAGGUCGAGGUGGGCAGUCGCGGUGAGGGUAUAGAAGGAUGGGCGUGCGAGGUGCGCAAGCGGUAGAGGAAGGUAGAAAAGAGCGGUAAGAGCGGUGAGGGGGUGAUGUGCUGGGACAGAGCAGUUGUAUUUUUUCCGUC
Molecule: messenger RNA, 2002 nt
Organism: Thermothelomyces thermophilus ATCC 42464
Lineage: Eukaryota; Fungi; Ascomycota; Sordariomycetes; Sordariales; Chaetomiaceae
Exons: 5
Coding region: 207-1928 (573 amino acids)
Biological process (GO): regulation of mRNA processing; protein phosphorylation; spliceosomal complex assembly
Molecular function (GO): ATP binding; protein kinase activity
Source: RefSeq, a predicted model, not a curated record